This is a messenger RNA of Cinara cedri, 270 nucleotides long. Lineage: Eukaryota; Metazoa; Arthropoda; Insecta; Hemiptera; Aphididae. The record is from the annotation of a GenBank genome assembly.
AUGGCCUUGCAUGAUCACAAUUAUGUAAUUCCAGCCAAUCAUGCAGAAGAAGAAAAAGUUGGUGUCUCAAACAUCCACUUGCAAGAUCACACCUAUGUCCAACAAUUGCCUAUAGCUCAAAUUCAGCCACAACAGGAAGCAGAUAGAUCAAUACAAAAUAAAGAGUAUGAAAAAAAACCAGUACAACAAGAAGAAAAAGAACCGGUACAUCAAGAAGAACAAAGAGAACCGGACAUGAAAAAUCAGCACAUAAAGAUGAAAAAGAACUAG